UCUAGAAAAAACUACAAACGUCAGGAGCGAUGAGGUCACGCGACCAGAAGCCACAGUUGCAUCACAUCCGUUUUUACCACCUGACUGACGAAACAUGGUGAAAUGAAAGUAAAAUCUGACGUGUCCUACUGUUGAUAGCUAAUAUUAGGACUCGAGAUCGCUUCUUUUACUCACAACACAGCAUCCAAACCAAGCGAAGGAACCUUACGCCUCCAAACUGGAGCUGUCAUCCAGAUAUCAUGAUGCGUAACAGACAUAGGGGAUCCAAUCUCGGCCUGCUCCUGCUGGCCUCUCAGGUUUUCCAGCUGGGAAUCGACAACAUCCCACCUGUCACUCUUGCAACUUUGGGCCUGAACGUCUAUUUGUUUCUGUUUCCUUUCAAACCCCUCCUACAGACGUGUUUGAGUGUUCGAGAGGCGUACUGGCACAGAGACUGGAGUCGUCUGCUGCUGUCGCCGUUUCAUCAUGCGGAUGACAUGCACUUGUACUUCAACAUGGCCUCACUCCUUUGGAAGGGCAUCAAACUGGAAAGGAAACUGGGAGGCCCCUGGUUUGCGUACCUGCUCUCGGUCUUCUCUGCGCUCACCGGAUUGGUCUACCUGCUCCUGGAGAUGGGUCUGACACACAUGACAGAAGACUCAUCAUAUAGUUUGCAGUGUGCAGUGGGCUUCUCAGGUGUUCUGUUUGGGCUGAAGGUGGUGAAUAAUCAUUAUCAUCCAGGAGGGACCACAUACAUCAUGGGGCUGCCUGUUGCCAGUCGCUACGCCUGCUGGGUAGAGUUGGUCCUCAUCCAUAUCAUGAACCCUGGGACGUCAUUUGUCGGACACCUGGCUGGGAUCCUGGUCGGUCUGCUCUACACAACUGGACCACUAAAGAGCCUCAUGAAAACCUGUGCAGGUUUUGUGUCAUCUAAUGGGCAAUAUGGAUGGCCACGAACAUACUACAAUUCAUCAGGAUACAGUGGAUAUGGAAGGGGGUAUCCACCAAACUCCCAGUAUGGACAGCAGUCGUUUAAUCCCGGGCACUAUGGUGCCCCCUACAGUCAGCCCUCUGCACCGCCCCAGCAUCCAUAUACAGCAGGUCUGUCAGAAGAUGAGCAGUACGAGGCAGCUGUCACGGCCAGCCUGUAUGACCGAGGUGGUUUUACGCAGGCUAGUUCAUCACAUGGCACUUAUGUCCACUCAAACCCAACUCUUGAAGAGAUCCGCCUGCGACGGCUUCAGAGGUUUAACAGAUGAACAAUUGGAGAACGUGACGUAAUGAUAAUACGAACAGAUUUUUCUUUACAUUUAAAAGACAAUACUAACAACCGCUCAGAGCUAGCGGAGAAGAUUCCUCCACUGCUGACUGGGUGCGUCAUUGAAUAGCUUUUAUGAUGUCAUCAGGGGGAGGUUUCAAAGGCCGUUCCCUGUAUUUUUUAUAGCAAAAAGUUUGUAUGCACAUUUGUUUUGGCUUUAAAUGCUGAUCUCUUUAUAUGAACGUUAAAAGUUGAACAUUAAUGAUGUGAACAUUCAUGACAUGGUUGUGGAUGAGAGUGCCUUUUGCAAUAUGUUGAAUGUACAGUAAUUUGAUUUUGUCAGUGUUUGCCAUAAAGUCUUACUAAAUGUAUGUGAAAUCUCUCAACCUUACAGCAACUGGUUUUUUCCAACAUUUCUUCCUAAGUAACUUGUACUUUGUUUCUUAAUAAAGUAUAUUUUUGUAAAUGAACAAUAAAUCAUUCUUAUUCUG
Messenger RNA from Carassius gibelio (silver crucian carp), 1728 nucleotides. It is a transcript of the gene rhbdd1, whose product is annotated as rhomboid domain containing 1. The record is from RefSeq and is a predicted model, not a curated record. Gene Ontology annotation, molecular function: serine-type endopeptidase activity. Gene Ontology annotation, cellular component: membrane. The coding region runs from base 240 to 1238 and encodes 332 amino acids. NCBI's taxonomy places the organism in Eukaryota, Metazoa, Chordata, Actinopteri, Cypriniformes, Cyprinidae. The transcript is spliced from 8 exons.